AGUAGAUAUGAACUAAAAUAUUUUAUUUUCUUCCAUGUUAAUUCUGAUGUAAUGUAAAUAACAUCGAGAAAUAGAGAUAAUUAUUUUGAUUUAAGCGUGGCGAAAAUAUACAGAGAAAGAAAGUAUUGGAUAAUAUCCAAAUAUAAUAAAUAACUAAUUGGCAAUUUAGUUAGCUUUAAGCGAACAAUAAUGAUGAGGAAUUUAUCAAAAGUAUUACUGUAGUUCUUUGGAUUACGAACUCUUUAUUACAACCUCAACCAUGGAACAGAGUAUAGAUAUUGUGGAACACAUUUCGAAACUAUUGGAUGCAGGAAAGUAUAAAGAGUCUAUUAAUGUAUCUAGUGAACAAAAUUAUGAAGGUACUUUUAAAGAUAACUGUUGGGAUUUGAUAUCAGUUGUCAUAGGAAAAAUACAAGAUGAAACUAUUGUAAUUAAGCCAUCUUUAUAUGGUGCUUGCGAGGAGCUGUUGACUAUUAUUAUACAGAAGGUUUUACCAGAAGAAGGUCUCUUAGAGUUUAUUGAACAAAUUGAAUUGGCUAAGAAUGAUGCACAACUUAGUAUUAUAUUGACACCAUUGCAACAACUUUUACAUAAAGUAACAACGAAAAAAGAAAGAUUCUUAGAAUGGUGUUUCAAUUCUAUAUUCACUUAUAUUAAAAAUAUACCAACUCCUGAGUACCAAUUAGAUGCUAAAGAGCGUUUGUUAUUGGAUUCUGAGCCUAAUGUUAGGCGAAUUAUUAAAGUUUAUGCAAUGUUGCCUUCAUUUUAUAGUACAUUCAAAUCAGAGCUAUCAACACAGCCCAAUGUAAGAACAAAACAAAUAAUGAAUGCUUUUCUUAUAAGUCUCCUUGGGAAACCUCUAAUCUUUGUUGACAUGGAUCCUGAAUCAAGUGCUAAAAGUGAAGCAUGGGAAUGCUGUAAUAUAAUUAUGCAAGAUAUUUGUAUUCUCGAAAAUAAUAUAUUAAAAUUUUUGGACUAUUUGGAAAUUUGUUACAAGGCAAAGCAAAAGUCAAAAUCAAAAAAUGAAGAUAAUGAAGAAGGAAUGUGUCCUUAUGACCACAGAGACAAACUGAAUAUUACCACUCUCUCGGGAUUGUAUUAUGCUGCAUUUUCAGGGCAUUUUAUACUGCCUGAAAAUUCAAUACCUUAUGUUUAUAGUACUGAGUAUGUUGUCAACACUCUACUUUUAUCAGUUGUUCAUUUAUUAGACUUUACUGAGUAUGGACCCCUAUCUAAAGGACUUGUCUUAUGUGAAGCAAUUUUGAAGCGACUUGCUGGAAAUGUAUCACACACUCUAUUGGCUUCAACCAUACAUUUUGAUUUGUGUAAAACAUUGUCAAAUGUUGCUAUUUAUUCAACUUAUCAGUCAAUUCGUAAAAAUGCACUAAACUUGUUAGGGUGCCAUAUUAAUAAGUAUGAUUAUAAAGGAAGGUGUAUGUUAAUUAAAUAUUUAAUAGGUGUUGCAAACCACUCGGGUAUGAUUGGUUAUGCCAUAACAUUAUAUAAGAAUUCUAUCGAUGAAGCAUUUAAAGAUCCUGUUUUACCUGAAUGUUUUACUGGAACCCACCUCUUGCAUAUGAUUAAAAGGAUUUGUUUCUUGCCAUAUGGUGAAGAGUCAGAUUUAGUUGAAUUAGCAGAUCAAAUUAUAUCUUCACUAAACCUUUUGAGAUAUUUGGUUUUAAAAGAUACUAAAAAUGUUACUGGAAUUCAGGAUUGUUUCUCUACAAUUCAAUCAGACUACUUAAAUAAAUUAAGAACUGGGCUAAAUAUGUCUAAAGCUCACUAUGAAGUAAAAUUAAAAGAUAUAGAAGAAGAAAAAAACCUAUUAGAAGAUUCAGCUAAUGUCACAAUCAAUGUCGGAGGAAAUAUGUUGGAUAAAAUUCCAACAGAAAACAAAAAAGAAAUAAUACACUCAGCACUCAAUGCUUUUCAUCUGAUUGAGGGUCUCAUAGCUCGCUUGUCUGAAUGUAUUAACACAUAUAAACAAAAUCCAGAUCUAAUGUGAUUAUUUUUAUAUUUUGCAAUAAAUAUAUUCAUUCAAUUUUAACUUCUUUCAUUUAUAGCAAUAAUAAUAACUUUAGAAAAUUAUUCCAAGGUUCCUAUUAAUGUGGACAAAUAAGAUUCUCACAGAAUU
Messenger RNA from Achroia grisella, 2134 nucleotides. It is a transcript of the gene Coq9, whose product is annotated as ubiquinone biosynthesis protein COQ9, mitochondrial-like. The coding region runs from base 260 to 2005 and encodes 581 amino acids. Gene Ontology annotation, biological process: ubiquinone biosynthetic process. Lineage: Eukaryota; Metazoa; Arthropoda; Insecta; Lepidoptera; Pyralidae. The record is from RefSeq and is a predicted model, not a curated record. Gene Ontology annotation, molecular function: lipid binding; ubiquitin-protein transferase inhibitor activity. The transcript has 2 exons. Gene Ontology annotation, cellular component: mitochondrial inner membrane; cytoplasm.